Messenger RNA from Closterium sp. NIES-65, 1221 nucleotides. The record is from the annotation of a GenBank genome assembly. Lineage: Eukaryota; Viridiplantae; Streptophyta; Zygnematophyceae; Desmidiales; Closteriaceae.
AUGUGUCAGAUCUUAGCAAGGGGGCCUACACCCUCGCCCUCGCUUUUGUCCGCCGCCCACGUCUUCUCUCGUCGUUGUCGCUUGCCCCCGACACCCACUCCUUCCCCCGUCGCUCACUCUCUUUCCGCCGUCACCCUCGCUUUCCCCCGCCGCCCUCUCCUUCUCCCGUCGUUCUCGUUUGCCCCCGUCAUCCACUCUUUCCCCCGUCGCACUCGCUUUCCCCCGUCGCCUUUGGCUUUCCCCCGUCGUCCUUGCUUCCCCCGUCGCCCUCGCUUUCCCCCGUCGUCAUUGCUUUCCCCCGUCUCUCUCGCUCUCCCCCGCCGCCCACUCCUUUCCCCGUCUCUCUCGCUUUCCCCCGCCGCCCACUCCUUCUCUCGUUGUUCUCGUUUGCCCCCGUCACCCACUCUUUCCCCCGUCGCACACGCUUUCCCCCGUCGCACUCGCUUUCGCCCGUCGUCAUUGAUUUCCCUCGUCUCUCUCACUCUCCCCCGCCGCCCACUCCUUUCCCCGUCCUCUCGCUUUCCCCCGCCGCCCACUCCUUCUCCCGUCGUUCUCGUUUGCCCCCGUCACCCACUCUUUCCCCCGUCGCCCUCGCUUUCCCCCGUCGCCUUUGGCUUUCCCCCGUCGUCCUUGCUUCCCCCGUCGCCCUCGCUUUCCCCCGUCGUCAUUGCUUUCCCCCGUCUCUCUCGCUCUCCCCCGCCGCCCACUCCUUUCCCCGUCUCUCUCGCUUUCCCCCGCCGCCCACUCCUUCUCUCGUUGUUCUCGUUUGCCCCCGUCACCCACUCUUUCCCCCGUCGCACACGCUUUCCCCCGUCGCACUCGCUUUCGCCCGUCGUCAUUGAUUUCCCUCGUCUCUCUCACUCUCCCCCGCCGCCCACUCCUUUCCCCGUCCUCUCGCUUUCCCCCGCCGCCCACUCCUUCUCCCGUCGUUCUCGUUUGCCCCCGUCACCCACUCCUUCCCCCGUCGCCCUCGCUUUCCCCCGUCGCCUUUGGCUUUCCCCCGUCGUCCUUGCUUCCCCCGUCGCCCUCGCUUUCCCCCGUCGUCAUUGCUUUCCCCCGUCUCUCUCGCUCUCCCCCGCCGCCCACUCCUUUCCCCGUCUCUCUCGCUUUCCCCCGCCGCCCACUCCUUCUCUCGUUGUUCUCGUUUGCCCCCGUCACCCACUCUUUCCCCCGUCGCACACGCUUUCCCCCGUCGCACUCGCUUUCGCCCGUCGUCAUUGA